AUGCCAUUCGUCUUCAUAUCGUCUGAUAAUUGGGACUGCGACCUGAGCCCUACACGAAGGCCCACCAGCAUACAUGACGAGCAUGCAGCAUCUUCGGGUACCGAUAGUGAGGUGCGAGGCAAAUUUCGCGGCGAUGGAAAGCGCGAGUUGACUGAAGAGGAGGCAUAUGAGAACCUUGGCUUCAGCUUCUCAUGGUACAAGAAAUGGGGAAUCUUGACAGUCAUCUUCGUCGUUCAAAUGUCCAUGAACUUCAACAGCAGUACAUACUCCAAUGCCGUGGUGCAGUUAUCGGAGCAUUUUCAUAUCAGCCAGCAAGCGGCUCGAGUCGGUCAAAUGAUCUUUCUGAUAACCUACGCCUUUGGCUGCGAGUUAUGGGCGCCAUGGAGCGAGGAAUUCGGUCGAUGGCCUAUCAUGCAACUGAGCCUUCUCCUUGUGAAUAUAUGGCAAAUUCCCUGUGCCUUGGCCCCUAACUUUGGAACUAUGGUUGUUGGUCGCGGCCUUGGUGGACUUAGCUCCGCAGGAGGCUCGGUAACCCUGGGUAUGACCGCUGACAUGUGGGAGGCACAUGAACAGGGCUUUGCUGUCGCAUAUGUAGUCUUGAGUUCUGUCGGCGGGACAACUAUUGGACCCAUAUUCGGAGGAAUGAUGGAGCAGUGGUUGAACUGGCGGUGGAACUUCUGGAUUCAGCUUAUUUUCGGUGGAGUCACCCAAAUACUCCAUUUCUUUUUCGUUACUGAGACAAGAUCUACCAUCUUGCUGGAUCGGGAGGCGAAGCGUCGGCGCGAAUCCGGUGAGGAUCCAAAUAUUUAUGGCCCGAGUGAGCUCAAGCCAUCCCGGUUUGACGUGAAAGAAAUCCUUCGCAUUUGGCGGCGCCCAUUUGAGAUGUUCCUCCGCGAGCCCAUUGUGCUUUUCCUAUCUCUUCUUUCUGGCUUCUCCGACGCGCUAAUCUUCACCUGCAUUGAAUCGUUCUCCUUGGUCUUCAAACAAUGGGGCUUUAAUCCACUGCAGGUUGGAUUGUGCUUUGUCGCCAUUUUUGUUGGCUAUCUGGUUGCGUAUGCCAUCUUCCUGCCCGACAUCUACCGCCAGCGCUUGAUUCGACGACGCGAGGGUGAUGCGGCUCGGGUGGCUGAGCGUCGGCUCUUGCUUUUGCUAUUCAUCGCACCCCUGGAGGCAAUUGGACUCUUCGGCUUUGCCUGGACGUCCAGGGGCCCGGAGUAUACCCAUUGGAUGGUACCCCUGGUCUUCGUAUUCUUGAUUGCCAUCGCUAACUAUGGUAUUUACAUGGCGACGAUCGACUAUAUGGUGGCGGCAUAUGGCGAGUAUUCUGCGUCCGCUACGGGUGGGAAUGGGUUCGCACGAGAUCUACUUGCUGGGCUAUCCGCGAUGUACGCAACCCCGAUGUAUACCAACAUCGGGGCACGCUUCCAUCUCCAAUGGGCUAGCACUAUCCUUGGCUGCUUGGCUGUUUUGGUAACCAUCCCGAUUUACAUAUUUUACUGGAAAGGUCCUGAGAUACGAGCGAGGAGCAAGUUCGCACAGACCCUUGCCGCGGACAGGCAAAGACACGCUACUAGACGUCGGAGCAGCCAACUCAGUGCGUCGAGGAAGGCUUCUAUGGUGUAA
This is a messenger RNA of Aspergillus uvarum CBS 121591, 1623 nucleotides long. Its product is annotated as MFS general substrate transporter. The transcript is spliced from 2 exons. The record is from RefSeq and is a predicted model, not a curated record. Lineage: Eukaryota; Fungi; Ascomycota; Eurotiomycetes; Eurotiales; Aspergillaceae. Gene Ontology annotation, molecular function: transmembrane transporter activity. Bases 1 to 1623 code for a protein of 540 amino acids. Gene Ontology annotation, biological process: transmembrane transport.